AUGACGACCGAUCAAGCAGCCGAGAAGGAGCUCCAGUCCUCCUUGCUCCGCAUCUCGAUCAUUUGCGCAUCCUCCAUUCAAUCGCUGCGCGAACCGGUCCAGCCAACGAUUCUCCCGGCAGACGAUGACCAGGCCUCCUCGUCUUCAGUGCCACCAACGGCCGACAAGCUGUCGACGCAGAUCGUCUCGGAUCUCACACAGCUGCUCACACUCGUUCAAAAGCAUUCCAACAACCUCGCUGUAGCACUCAAGCCCAGCGCCAAAGCAUCGUCGGCGGCGAAAGCAACCGCAAAUGGCAGUUCUAAUGAUGUCGUUUCUCCGGUCUCUGGGCUGGAUGCAAAGUCACUCGAGGCGGCUCAGGCACAAAUCGUCUCUUUGGGCUCGGAUCUCCUUCCCAAGAUCGUCUUCCUCGCAAAGAAAGCGUGGAAGGACCGUGAAGUCUUCCAGAAGCGACCUCAAGCAAAUCAGAACGACCCAGCUCAGAUCGAGGAAAGGCGCAAACUCGAAAAGCUGGCAAAGGAGAUGGGCGGUCAGAUCAUGUCGGCAGACCAGCUCGGCCUGCCACCUUCCGAACGAGACGAUCUCGAAAAGAAGCUCGAAUACUCGCUUGGCAACUCUUUCGCCCGUGAGGUCCGCUCGGCCGUGGAAGAUGUCAUUGGCUCCAUAGCCGAUCUCUUCCACUCGCUACUCGACGACCGGGCAAAAAAGGCGCUCGAAAAUGCAUCGCAGGCUCGCGAUCGUGCCGACGGCGUCAUUGCCGGCGUCAGCAAGAAACUCGAAUCGCUCUCCGUCAACGGCAACGACAGCCCGGCAGAGCUCCGCAAGCGCACCCUCGCAGCCAACAAUCUCGUCUGGGAGACGUGCGCAAAAUACAUUGGCGAGAGGAACGCCGACGGAACACCACGCACCCUCACCUCCAUCGCCCCCAACGGCGUCCGCACCAAGGUCCACGUCAAAGGUCUCAGCAGGUCCAACCUGGAAGCAUGCAAGCGCAGCUGGAGCAACCGCGUCGAGCUCAUGCGCGAUGGUCUGCAAGAGCUCAAGGAGGGCAUCGAGGCGGAUCAGUCGCAGACCGGUGCCGCAGUCGACGCCGGAGAGGCCGACGAGUUCUCCUUCCCCGAUGCCACGCCUCUGUCGCCCGAGCAGAAGGACCGUCUCCGCCAGCUCUCGAACCUGGUCAAGAUGGGCAACCUAACACACGAGAACAUCCUCAAGGAGAUCGCCAAGUCCGACCCAGCCAAGAGCGGUAUCGAUCUGGACGAAGUCGAGGAGCUUGGCAAACAGCUCGAAGAGGCGCAAGACGAGCUGGUCGCUGCUUGCCUCUACGGCGAAGCGGAUGCUGGUCUCGAGGUCAAGAUGUUUGACCACGACGCUGAAGAGGACGAGGACACGGAUGCGAAUGAGGCAGCUGGCGACGAUGCCGAUGCGGACUUGACCGAGGAGCAGGCCAUUGAGAAGGCAGUCCUCCGCACGUUCGAGCAGUACGUUCAGGCCGUCGUCACUCUUUCGGCCUACGUGACUGACCGGGACGAGCUUGUGGAGCAGAUCAACAUCGCAAGCGCCACCGACGAGGAGGGCGCCUUUGCUAACGUGUUUGCCGCCAAGUUCAAUCAGCUGUCCAAGGUGCUGUCUGAGGCAAGCUCCGGCAUCGCUGUUCGUGGCGCCGCGUCGUCUUCUAGCGCGAACGGGGCUCAAUCAGCCCCGAGCGUACAGCACAAAUCCGUUGUUCAGGCUAAUGAAGACUUCAAGACCGAGGUCUUCGUUCAAGAACUUCAGUCGAUCGCCGACAAGCUCGGCUCCAACGCCAAGGUCACCGACCGAGCCAUCGCCGAACAGCUGGACAAAGCUGAUCCCUUGCGCCAGAUGCGGGCGGGCUACAUUUUGCCCACAUUCAAGGACGUCUGCAGCUCCGACUACCCAUCGACAUCAGCCGAGACAGCACCCGACGCAGAGUCGCUCUACAUGUGCGGUAACUCGCUGGGUCCGCUCUCGCGUCUGGGCAAGCAGUAUCUGGAGCAGGAGAUCGAGGCAUGGGGCCGCAAGGCGGUGCUUGGUCACUUUGAGCAUCCUUACGGCACACCGUGGACGCAGAUGGAGGGACGUGUCGGAGAACUUUGUGCCAACAUGGUCGGUGCAAAGAAGUCUGAAGUGGUGGUGAUGGGCACGUUGACGGGCAACUUGCACUCGCUCAUGGCUACGUUCUACCGUCCUGCCACCAAGCCUUUCGGCAUCGACUUUACCGGUGACGUUGAGGCGGGCAAGAAGGACGGCAGGAAGACCAAGCACAAGAUCAUCUUCGAACAGAAAGCAUUCCCGUCGGACCAGUACGCCCUGGCUUCGGUCAUCGAGCUCAACGGCUUCGAUCCGAAGACCUCAAUGGUUCCUCUGGUGCCCAAGGAGGGCAGCAAGACGCUCGAGACGGCCGACAUCCUGGCGACGAUCGAGAAGUGCGGCAAGGAGGGCGAGACGGCCAUGGUACUCAUCGGCGGCAUCCAGUACUUCACAGGUCAGCUAUUCGAGCUCGAGAAGCUCGCAGCCAAAGCACACGAGUACGACAUCCUGUUCGGUGUCGAUCUUGCCCACGCUUUCGCCAAUGUCCCUCUGGCACUCCACGACUGGGGCAUCGACUUUGCGUGCUGGUGCACGUACAAGUACGGCUCUUCGGGUCCAGGCGGCAUCGCCGGUCUGUUCGUGCACGACAAAUGGCACCACGCCAACCUCACGAGACAAGCAGGAUGGUGGGGACACGAGAAGGAGACGCGUUUCUCGAUGCCGGAUCAGUUCGUGCCCACCCGCGGUGCGGAGGGAUGGCAGACGUCGAACCCUUCGAUGCUCGACAUGGCCUCGCUCAAGGGUUCGCUCGAGACGCUGCUCAAAGCGACCGAGUUCGGCGAGCGCAACGCCCGCGACGAGGGUCUGACCGGCGAAGGCAAGCACGGCAAAGGCACCAUCAUGCCCAUUCUGCGGAGCAAGAGCCUGCGUCUCACCGCCUACCUCGAGACGCUCCUCCUCAGCCCAGGCUUCUUCCCGGACGGCUUCGACAUCCGCAUCGUCACCCCGCGCGACCCUCUACAGCGAGGCAGCCAGCUAUGCAUCCAAAUUCCGGAUCCACCUGCGACCGAGAAGCCCAAGGAGGAGCAGAAGCAGGAACAGCAGCAGGCCAGUGGGAAGGACGUCCCGCCGCCGAUCGAUGGCAAACGUCUCAUUGCGAGGGCGCACAAGAGGGCCGAGAAGCAGCGCGGUCUCGUGGCGGAUAUUAGGCAUCCGGAUAUGCUUAGGCUCGCUCCGCUGGCCCAGUUCUCGACGUACACGGAUGUCUGGAGGACCGCAGACGUGCUCAGGCAGAGUCUGCUGGAUGAGGUCGAGGCGAACAAGGCUUCAUAG
Molecule: messenger RNA, 3384 nt
Organism: Kalmanozyma brasiliensis GHG001
Lineage: Eukaryota; Fungi; Basidiomycota; Ustilaginomycetes; Ustilaginales
Product: Aminotransferase, class V/Cysteine desulfurase
Exons: 1
Coding region: 1-3384 (1127 amino acids)
Biological process (GO): NAD+ biosynthetic process
Cellular component (GO): cytoplasm
Molecular function (GO): pyridoxal phosphate binding; kynureninase activity
Source: RefSeq, a predicted model, not a curated record